Messenger RNA from Trichoderma aggressivum f. europaeum, 1077 nucleotides. RefSeq lists its product as uncharacterized. Gene Ontology annotation, biological process: alcohol metabolic process. NCBI's taxonomy places the organism in Eukaryota, Fungi, Ascomycota, Sordariomycetes, Hypocreales, Hypocreaceae. Bases 1 to 1077 code for a protein of 358 amino acids. The transcript has 3 exons. The record is from RefSeq and is a predicted model, not a curated record. Gene Ontology annotation, molecular function: zinc ion binding; alcohol dehydrogenase (NADP+) activity.
AUGUCGACUGACUAUAAAUUCGAGGGAUGGAUGGGAGAUGAUGCCGCUUCCGUCAAGGGCAACAUGGUUUGGAGGGAGUUUCUGCCAAAGGAGUGGGAAGAGACUGAUGUCGACAUCAAAGUCACUCACUCUGGUAUCUGCGGUUCAGACUUGCACACUCUGCGAUCAGGAUGGGGCGCUACCGAGUACCCCUGCGUUGUUGGACACGAAAUCGUUGGUGUUGCAGUUCGAGUAGGCUCCAAGGCUGAGGGUGAUAUCAAGGUUGGCGAUAUUGUUGGCGUUGGUGCUCAGAGUGAUUCUUGCCUUGGCCGCGACGGACCUUGCUCGACCUGCGAUGCAGGCCUGGAGCAGUACUGCGCUGGCAACGUCAACACGUACAAUUCCAGACAUCGCAACAACGGCAAAGCAUAUGGUGGCCACGCUUUGUAUCACCGAGCUCCUUCUCACUUCGUCGUCAAAAUCCCCAACGGCGUUGCCCUCGAGUUUGCUGCCCCUCUGAUGUGCGGAGGCAUCACCGUUUACUCGCCACUCAAGUUCCACGGCGCCGGUCCUGGUAAGAAGGUCGGCAUUAUCGGUGUCGGUGGUCUUGGACACUUUGCUGUGUUGUUUGCCAAGGCUUUCGGCGUUGAUGAGGUUGUCGGAAUCUCCAGGAGAGAAAGCAAGAGGGCGGAUGCUCUCAGCUUGGGAUGCGACGACUACAUUGCAACAAGCGAUGACAAAGAUUGGGUUAAGAACAACAAGGAACGCUUUGAUCUUAUCAUCUCAACCGCUUCUUCUGAGGAUAUGCCUUUGAAUGAGUACCUGGCACUCCUCAAGCUCAACGGAACGCUCGUGCAGGUUGGCGCUCCGGAAAACCCCGUCCCUCUCCGACCUUUUGCCCUGAUUGCUGGCCGCAAGAACCUCACUGGCUCAGGCAUCGGCAGCCCGGGUGAGAUUCGUGAAAUGAUGCAGCUCGCCGCUGACAAGCAAAUCAAACCAUGGGUUGAACUGCGACCUAUGAGCGACGCCAACCAGGCUAUGGUCGACUUGGAGGACGGCAAGCCUAGAUUCCGAUACGUCCUGGUAAAUGAGUGGUAA